Molecule: messenger RNA, 2121 nt
Organism: Striga asiatica
Lineage: Eukaryota; Viridiplantae; Streptophyta; Magnoliopsida; Lamiales; Orobanchaceae
Source: the annotation of a GenBank genome assembly
AUGCUGAAAAAAAUCAGACGACGGGUCAAAAUCAUCGUCACCAAGCCCUUCCGUCCAAAACCCCGAAAAACCCCUCCGGCGCCGCCGCCUCCCUCCUCCACCCCGCCGCCGCCUAUCCCCGACGCCAUGUCGCCGCCGCAGACCUGGCCCAACCCGUUCCUCUUCCCGCAGACCCAUUCCGCAGUCCUCCCCGACCCGUCCCCGUUCUUCGCUCCCGAUCUCCUCUCCGCCCCCCUUCCGACCAACUCCUUCUUCCAGAACCUCGUCCUCAAAAACGGCGACCAGCCGGAAUACCUCCACCCUUACCUCGUCCGAUCAUCGGAGUCCAAGCUCACGAUCUGCUACCCGUCCCUGUCCGAAAACACCUCCGCCUUCUUCUACCAGAUCUUCGUCGCCGACAUCAUCGUCUCCACCGUGAAAAACCCCAAUCCGUCCGCGACCCACAUGAUUUCCAAGUUCAACGACCUGAGCGUCACCCUCGAUUUCCCGUCGACCGGCCUCAGAUUCUACCUCGUCCGUGGAAGCCCCUUCGUGACCUGCAAAAUCCGCCACAAGACCGCGCUCUCAAUUUCGACCGUCCACGCGAUUCUAGCCCUAAUUCCCAACGGCAGCCGCACCAGGUACACAAUCAAGCUGAACAAUUCUCAGACAUGGCUGCUAUACGCCUCUUCCUCCAUAGACUUAUCAAGCUCCGACGUGAACACCAUUAUUUCUACCGAUUUUUCCGGUUUGAUUCGAAUAGCUGCUCUGCCUAACGACGACCCAAAAUCCGAAUCCGUUCUCGAUCGGUUCAGCUCCAGCUAUCCUGUCAGCGGCGAAGCCCUUUUCGACAGACCUUUCAGCAUUAGUUACAGAUGGGACAAGAGAGGCUGGGGAGAUCUGCUAAUCCUUGCCCACCCUCUCCACCUCCGAUUCCUCUCAGAAAACGACUCCUCCUCGAUUUCCGUUCUCCAUGAUUUUAAGUACAACAGCGUUGAUGGCGAGCUCGUGGGCAUUGUAGGCGAUUCUUGGGUCCUCAAAACCGAGCCCAUUUCCAUAACCUGGCAUUCGAUUAAGGGGAUUAAAAAUGAAUGCUAUUCGGAAAUUACAGAUGCUCUUGAUAAGGAUGUCGAGGCACUCAACUCCAGCUCAAUAUCCACCACAUCAUCCUAUUUCUACGGGAAGUUGAUAGCUCGGGCCGCCAGGCUGGCGCUAAUAGCCGAAGAAAUUUCUCAUCCCAUUGUGAUCCCGGUUAUUAAGAACUUCUUGAAGGAGACAAUCGAGCCCUGGUUGGAGGGCACUUUCGGUAGUAACGGUUUUUUGUACGAUUCGAAAUGGGGUGGGAUCGUGACCAAACAAGGGUCCUUUGAUUCGGGUGCCGAUUUUGGAUUUGGGCUUUUCAACGACCACCAUUACCACAUAGGCUACUUCCUCUACGCGAUUGCCGUGCUCGUCAAAAUUGACCCUUCUUGGGGGAGAAAGUACAAGCCUCAAGCCUACUCGUUAGUGGCCGAUUUCAUGAACAUGAAGAGAAAAGGGAAUUCGGGUUAUCCUCGGCUGAGAUGUUUCGAUUUGUACAAGCUGCAUUCUUGGGCGGGCGGGCUUACCGAAUUUGCAGACGGACGUAAUCAAGAAAGUACAAGCGAAGCUGUGAAUGCUUACUAUUCGGCAGCUCUAAUGGGGCUGGCUUAUGGUGAUACCCAUCUCGUGUCAACUGGGUCGACUCUAACUGCUUUUGAAAUCGAGGCUGCGAAAAUGUGGUGGCACGUGAGGGAGGACAGUAGUAAUAAUUUGUAUCCUAAGGAGUUUGUGAGGGAAAAUUGUGUGGUGGGGGUGUUGUGGUCCAGCAAAAGGGACAGUGGGCUUUGGUUUGCGCCUCCCGAGUGGAGGGAAUGUAGGCUCGGGAUUCAGCUGCUGCCUCUUUUGCCAGUGAGUGAGGUGUUGUUUUCUGACGUUCGGUUUGUGAAGGAGCUCGUGGAGUGGGUUUUGCCGGCUUUGAAUAGGGAAGGAGUUGGGGAAGGUUGGAAGGGUUUUGUAUAUGCGUUGAGAGGAGUUUAUGAUAUUGAAGGGGCUCUCGAGAGUAUUCGGAAUUUGAAAGGGCACGAUGAUGGGAAUUCUUGUUGGAUGACUGUUUCUUGGUGA